Molecule: messenger RNA, 504 nt
Organism: Colletotrichum chrysophilum
Lineage: Eukaryota; Fungi; Ascomycota; Sordariomycetes; Glomerellales; Glomerellaceae
Exons: 2
Coding region: 1-504 (167 amino acids)
Molecular function (GO): succinate-semialdehyde dehydrogenase (NAD+) activity
Source: RefSeq, a predicted model, not a curated record
AUGGCUCAGAACUUGCCUUUCAAACUGUCAAACCCAGAUCUGCUCAUGACAGACGCGUACGUCAAUGGUUCCUGGACGAAGGCAUCAUCAGGGAAAACAUUCGAUAUCGAAGACCCGGGAACAGGCAAAGUCUUCGCCUCCAGCCCGGACUUCAAUAAGUCCGACAUCGAUGCAGUGGUGAAGUCAUCGCACGAGGCCUUUCAGAAAUAUCGCUACGAAAACCCGCGAUCAAGGGCGAAGAAACUUUUAGAGUGGGACCGACUGAUUCGGGAAAAUCGCGAUGACAUCGCCACGGUACUGACCCACGAGUCCGGAAAGCCUCUAGCGGAGGCCCAGGGAGAACUUGACUAUGCGCUGGGCUUCACCUGGUGGUUUGCCGGGGAGGCUGAACGCAUUCGUGGGAACAUCUCAACUCCUUCUGCGCCUAAUAGGAGGGUCUUGGUGGUGAAGCAGCCGAUUGGUGUGACGGUCGCGUUGGUCCCAUGGAAUUUCCCCAUUGCGUGA